Venturia canescens is the source of this 2451-nucleotide messenger RNA. RefSeq names its product Ndc80 (gene Ndc80). The record is from RefSeq and is a predicted model, not a curated record. Gene Ontology annotation, biological process: attachment of mitotic spindle microtubules to kinetochore. Gene Ontology annotation, cellular component: Ndc80 complex. Lineage: Eukaryota; Metazoa; Arthropoda; Insecta; Hymenoptera; Ichneumonidae. The coding region runs from base 241 to 2262 and encodes 673 amino acids. The transcript has 3 exons.
GCCACAAUAUCACCACGACGCCAAUUACAUAGAUGGAGGCAGAUGGAGGAGUGUGGCCGCCGCUAUUGGUUCGACUACUGCACACACUAUACUAUGCGCUAGCAGUUGGAUUUGAAUUCAUUCGUAACGUUUAUUCUGUUGGAAUCUCGCCUUACCUGCUUGUGUACAUCGUUUUGUUUAUGUCUUGCAUCGAUUGAGAUCCUUGAAAUAAGAAUUACGAACUUCAGUACAUCAGUUCAAAUGGAUCGGAAGUUGCAAAACGAUAUCAGAACAUCUAAACACGAAAUAAAAAUGAGGAGUAGUUCGACCGGUCGCUCUUCGGCAGCGAGUUUAGUUCGACUAUCAGUAUUCGAACGUGAAGAAAAAAGCGCUGGACGCUCCGAAGCCAGAAGAACACAAACUUUGAAACCGAAAGGAUCAGCACUAAUAGAUAAUUCACAGAUACCGAGACCCCGGAUGAGAUCGAACUCGAGCGAUCGCAUGAGCAACCGAAGGUCACAAUUGAAAAUAACUGCAAAAACUCCUUUGAGUCAACCACGCCAUGGCAUAUCACGUGUCAACCAUGCCCAGAUAUCAACGCCGAAGACAACACCCCAAUCUAGUUCUAAACAGCUGUAUCGAGAGCCUUUAUCUGGAACUUGUCAUAGAUCACCAUCUGCCGAACGUGCUUCUAUAUUUUGUGGGAAAGGAGCACGCAAAGACACAAGACCGAUAAACGAUAAAAACUACCAGUCAACGAUGCUGAAUAAAGUGGAUGAAUAUUUUUCUAGUAUAUCACAAAGUUCCUUGUUGAAUACUAAUGGAAGUUUAAGGCCUGUGACUUUGAAAAUUUUCAUUGAAGCUACGGGCUGUCUUUUAAGCCAUUUGGAUGUUAAAAACGAAGUCAGUAUCAAUAAUUAUAUGGAUGAAUGCCCAAAACUAGCAAAAAAGGUUUAUUAUCCUGGCACAGUAACAAAGUCUUGGUUGAAAACAGCCAAUACAAUGCAUUCAUGGCCUCAUGUGUUGGGCUGGUUAAGUUGGUUGGUCGAAGCCUGCGAAGCUAAAGAUUUGGCAGAGAGAACAUUUGAAACAGGAAAGCUUCCAUUUGUUGGUUUUAAUGAUGAACAAGAGACCAACCGAAUUAUACUUUUAAUGAUGGUCAAAUGCUACGUCGCUUGGAACGAAGAACGAUUGGACGACGAGGCUGCCUUAGAGGAGCAACUUCUGCGAGAUUUGAAUAAUGUACACGGCGACAUAGACACGGAUACAGCUGAGGAAUUAGAAACUCUAGAGAAAGAGAAUGCAAGCUGCAAUGAAAUAGACGAAAAAUCAAAGACCCUGGAUGAGGAACUAAACAGUGCUCAAGAAUUUUUGGCUGGAUUAAAACACAAUGAAAAGAAAGAAAAUGAACUUAUUCAGUCCACCGAAAAUCGCAUAAAACGUACUCUACAAGAGAUUAAACAUUUGAAUCACGACAGUAAAGAGCAGGAAGCUAAAAUUCAAAAGGAAAAUGAUCAUCAGAAGGAAUUGCUUGUUCUCAUCGAAAAACAACCGAUGACUGUUCAAGAACGCAACAUGAUAAUCGAGCAAUGCUCCGAAGUUCAGAGCUACAUUCAGCAGUUUGACACUCAUAUAAAAGACAUUCAGAACGAAGUUUAUGCCUUGGAUAUGAAACUUGCGUCGUCCAAUUUGAAUCUCUACAAGGCCAUCUUAGCUUAUAAUAAGGAUAUAAUAAUGCAUUUUGGGUGUGACACAGGUGUAGACUUGAAGGAUCUCAAACUUCCUGAAGAAAAUCUGCUCAGUUACGAUUUUGAAGUAACUUUACCCCAAGAAACUGCAAUGGUUAAUUUGAAAGAGAAUAUAAAAAAACAACUCAAUCAGAUGGAAACUCUGAUCGAGGCACAUAAUACUGAUCUAGACUCGUUGGAAGAAAAGUUCGAAAUGUUACGAGAGAAGAAUAAGAAUCAUGCAGAAAAAAUGACUGAACAAAAAGUCUUUGUGCAGCAAAUACAGCAAAAUACGAAGGAAAAGGAAAUGAAGCUCAAGAAACAGAUAAAAAAUAUUCAAAGCGACAUUGCCAGUAUUGAAAAAUUGAUGCCUGAUUCAGAGUCUGUGCUCAACGAAUUGUCAGAAUGUCAAGAUAAAUUACGAGCAGUCAAGAAGAAACAACAAUAUGUGGAAAAAUCACUCGAACAGUUUUUCGAUCAAUUUUAUUGUAUUAUUUCUAAACACAAAAACAAUAUGGCGGCUAUUUUAAGUAGGCUGCCAAAAUUAGAUGGUUGAACUCAUCUGUCCGUCAAAAAAGAUGGAAGAAUUUAUAUAAACCAAAAUUUUUACAAUAUGCAAUCUUUUUAUCACACGUUAUAGAAUUUUUUUGGUUCAUCAGAAUUCAUCCAUUGCGGAAGUUCAAAUCUGACUAGCACAUAUUGUUUUGUUUUAUCUUGUAUAUAAAUAUUGAUAUUAAUUUUGGAA